This is a messenger RNA of Andrographis paniculata, 849 nucleotides long. RefSeq names its product PRA1 family protein E-like. Gene Ontology annotation, biological process: vesicle-mediated transport. Gene Ontology annotation, cellular component: Golgi apparatus; endoplasmic reticulum. The record is from RefSeq and is a predicted model, not a curated record. The transcript has a single exon. The coding region runs from base 99 to 683 and encodes 194 amino acids. NCBI's taxonomy places the organism in Eukaryota, Viridiplantae, Streptophyta, Magnoliopsida, Lamiales, Acanthaceae.
ACCACCCAACGGCGUCGUUUUGAGGAUUCAUCGUUUUCCUAGACACGUUUCCGUCAAAAUUACCUUCUAUUAGGGUUUUUCCCUCCAAUUCGCACCAGAUGACGUCGACCGGAUACAGUAGCCUCGCGCCGUACAUCGGCGGCGGCGCCGGCGGCAAUGGAAACAGCAGCGCCGCCUUCGUCCGAAUCAAAUCGCGCACGCAUGAGAUCUUCGCCACGCGCCGGCCGUGGCGCGAGCUGUUGGCUCAUCCGUCGUCCUACUCCGUGCCGACCAGCUUCAGCGAAUUCGCAUCCAGAUUCAAACACAACCUCGCGCACUUCCGCGUCAAUUACGCCAUGGUCGUGCUGUUCGUCGUCUUCCUCAGCCUGCUGUACCGACCGAUCUCGAUGAUCGUCUUCAUAGCGGUAUUUAUCCUCUGGUUCUUCCUGUUUUUCUUCCGCGACGAGCCUAUCGUCGUGUUCGAUCGCAUGGUAGACGAUCGCGCGGUGCUGAUUGCGCUCGGAAUCGUCACGAUCGUCGCUCUGCUUCUCACGAACGUUUGGCUGAACGUUCUGGUGUCGCUGUCGAUCGGCGCGGCGGCGGUGGUUCUGCACGCGACGUUCAGACUCACGGAGGAUCUUUUCCUGGAUGAAGAUGAGAUUUCCGGCGGCAGCCUUCCCUCCGUCGUCGGAGCCACUUUUUGAAUCGAACAGUCUUUAGGUUUUGAUAAACGCCUGUGGAUGAGGUAUGUGCAGAUACACUAGAAAUUGCAUUCAAUUCGUUAAAGACAUUCGAAUGUUUCUACAUAUACUCCUUCCCUCCGUCGUCGGAGCCACUUUUUGAAUCGAACAGUCAUUAGGUUUUGAUAAA